AUGCGUAUAACACCACAUGGUACAACAACAUUUAGUCCAUUUCAGAUUAUGUUUGGUAGAGAAAACUUACUACUUAUGAAUCCGCAACAAAUGAAAGUAUCCCUUUCAAAACCAAAUCAAUAUUAUGAAAAAGAGCCAUCAACGUUUAUCGUAAAAAUUGAAGAUCCAGAUAGUGAUCAUAAUCCAAAUUAUACAAAACAAGUGAUCACAUCUGAUAUGAAACCUAUAUUUAUUCGUGAAGAUUGUGAGUAA
Messenger RNA from Rotaria sp. Silwood1, 252 nucleotides. The record is from the annotation of a GenBank genome assembly. NCBI's taxonomy places the organism in Eukaryota, Metazoa, Rotifera, Eurotatoria, Philodinida, Philodinidae.